AUUGUAUAUUGGGCUUGAGUGUAGUAGAAUGCGAGUUCGUCAAGUACUCACGCAUCGAAGUCACUGCGCAUCGUUGCGUCUUUUAGUCCACGUUCUUCAAUAUUAAAGAACUUAAGACUACCUUCAGUCUGGUAACAGUCAGUAACAGGUUGUCUUACCCUCUUCCUGUCAAAACAACAGGUCGAUGAUAUUUGACAGAUCUUUUAUACACAGCUUCAGGAAAGUUAUGAGAAAAAAGAGAACUAGCAAUUAGUUGAAUUAAAACAAUGGCAUUUUUGUGUCCAGUGCGAAUUCGCAGGGGUAAAAAGAAAAAACCUACUGGCGCUGAUAUUGAUAAGGAGUUGAUGAAAACGAAUUCCGGAUUAACUCCUGGAAUGGGAAGGAUCACAGGCUCUGCAAGUAUUGAAACUUUAGUGAGAGUUGGCAUUGAAAAGGAACAUGGUUUAUCUCCAGAUAGUAAAAUGGUUGUUUUACAUGAUUUUACACCUUGUGUUGAUGAUGAGCUUGAAGUUAAAAGAGGACAAAUUGUUAAUAUUUUAUACAGAGAAAAUGAUUGGGUUUAUGUGAUAGGCUUAGAUACAAGACAAGAAGGUUUUAUACCACAUUCUUAUUGCACACCUUAUAAUAGCCAUUUAGCUCAAUUAGCAAUUAAGAAGAAACUACCCAGAGAUACACAAGUGGGACCUGCAGAGCACGCACUGCCGAAUCCGGAAAAUACUACGGAAUGCGAAUUGGCUGCACCAGAUACAAGCGAUUGUGAUUCAUUGGGUAAAAAACAGGGCGCUGUGGCUAGUUCUCCGAUUAGUAUACAUUCCGAACCGGAUAUGUUGCCAUUUGCGAAAGAUCCAUCUGGAAGGUACAUAGUACUGUACACUUUCAUUGCUAGAGACGAAAACGAUGUAUCUGUGGAAAGAGGCGAAUUUGUGACUGUUUUAAAUAGGGAAGAUCCAGAUUGGUAUUGGAUAGUUAGAAGUGAUGGACAAGAGGGAUUUAUUCCAUCAGGCUUUGUGUAUCCGGCUGAUAAUGUUAUACAAGGUCAUUUGAAUUCUACGACCAACCAAAAUGGAACAUCGAGCUUUACAAAUACGAACGUAUCUCAUCAUAUGAAUUCGCCAAGUGCGGAUGACUUGAGAUACCAUGGAACCGAGUUGGUUAUGCUCUACGAUUACAAGGCCCAAGCACCGGAUGAUCUAUCGGUGAGAAGAGGAGAUUGGAUAUACGCAGAUCUGAGCAACCAAACUGUGGAUGGCUGGCUAUGGGCGUACGCCCCUAAGACGAGGAAGUACGGGUUCAUACCAAAAGCCUAUGCGAGACCCCCGGCGAUGACCAGCUUAUAAGGAUCGUCCGUCCAUGCCUGAUAUCGAAAGGAGUUAUUCUUUUAAAACGUUAUAAUUAAUAAUAUUACGAAACUGUUGUGGAAUAUUUAA
Messenger RNA from Nicrophorus vespilloides, 1427 nucleotides. It is a transcript of the gene Dlish, whose product is annotated as intersectin-1. Lineage: Eukaryota; Metazoa; Arthropoda; Insecta; Coleoptera; Silphidae. The record is from RefSeq and is a predicted model, not a curated record. The transcript is spliced from 6 exons. Bases 267 to 1337 code for a protein of 356 amino acids. Gene Ontology annotation, molecular function: protein binding.